GCGGGGGCUGACCACAGAGGCAGGGAUACUGCAGGCCGCGAAGGGCGGGCCCGAGCCCUGGGCGGGAGGAGGGAAGCGCCCCGCCCACCAGCCACGGCGGCAGACUCCAUGGCAGGCUCCGAACUCCGCGCGGCGCUGGAGGCGCAGCUCCGAGAUCUGGCCAUUCCAACUGUGAGCGUGGAGCACCCCGAGGUAUUUACAGUUGAGGAAAUGAUGCCGCAUAUCCAGCACUUGAAAGGGGCACACAGUAAAAACCUAUUUCUUAAAGACAAAAGGAAGAAGAAUUAUUGGCUGGUAACUGUUCUUCAUGACAGGAAAAUUAACCUGAAUGAUCUGGCCAAACAGCUCGGAGUUGGAAGUGGAAAUCUGAGGUUUGCUGAUGAAAUUUCCAUGCUAGAAAAACUAAAAGUUGGCCAGGGAUGUGCCACACCCUUGGCUCUCUUCUGUGACCAGGGAGAUGUCAGAUUUGUUCUGGACUCUGCUUUCCUGGAAGGUGGAUAUGAAAAGGUGUACUUCCACCCAAUGACAAAUACAGCCACAAUGGGAUUGAGCCCUGAUGACUUUCUCACUUUUGUGAAGAAGACUGGGCAUGAUCCUAUGAUAUUAAAAUUUGAUUAAACUAGUGGGCCAGCAUUUUGAAUAAAACGUAACUUUCUAAAUGUCAAGAA
Messenger RNA from Antechinus flavipes (yellow-footed antechinus), 668 nucleotides. Its product is annotated as prolyl-tRNA synthetase associated domain-containing protein 1. The record is from RefSeq and is a predicted model, not a curated record. The coding region runs from base 109 to 618 and encodes 169 amino acids. The transcript has 2 exons. NCBI's taxonomy places the organism in Eukaryota, Metazoa, Chordata, Mammalia, Dasyuromorphia, Dasyuridae. Gene Ontology annotation, molecular function: aminoacyl-tRNA deacylase activity.